UUUCUUCUUCACUCACAGCUCCCUCUAACGCCAUGUUGGCUGUUAUGACUUGACUUGUUGUUUUUUAUCUUGCCUUACUACGGACUUGACAGGAGUGGCUUUUUUAAACCCCCCUGCGCCUUCUGGAGACGCUUUAUUCCAUUCUACUUUUUUUUUUUGUUGUUGUUGCGCGUACGCGUUUUGGAUGAAACGCACGGAGUAUGCUUGCAUCGCUCCUGUUAUUUUGCAUUUGAGAGGAAUACUACUUGGAAAUAGAAGUUUGAAAGUGUUUGGUUGUUUGUGGGAGUGUUUUUACUUGUCAUAUGUGCAACAAAAUGUCAGAUGUUCGCCUGUCUAAUGCGAGCCCCACGGUGGAGAGGGUGGAUGCGCGGCAGCAGGACAACGUGAGACCUCCGACCCGCAGAAACCUUUUCGGCACACCUGACCGAGAGGAGACGCGGAGGUAUUUUGAAGCCUCGAUACAGGAAAGUGUGCAGGCUUUUGUGGAGGAGUACAAUUUCGAUGUCGUCAACGACAGGCCGCUCACUCCUCCGCGCAAUUACGACUGGCAGGAGGACAAUGACGCACCGGAGUUUUUCCGCAGACCGCCUCACCGGAGAGAGCAGCCCCAGCGAGAGGUGGAGCGCCCCGGCGAGAACAACCGACUGGAUGCCGAGGAGAGGGGCGAAAGGCAGCCAGAUCACCAGCAAGACAGAAACGGUUCGAGGAAGAGACGUUCAGGCUCCUCAGGUCCCUGCUCAGACGAGAGUCAGAGUAAAAGGUCGCAUUCCGACGAAGAAGAUGACGACCAGGCGGGCGGCGCGGCGAGUCAAGCGGUGGAAGCCUCGGAGGAGAGACCGGAGGUCGGCGCGGAGGACCAGUGAAAAACAGUGCAAGAGCGAGGAGACCUGUUGCUGGUGGAAUACUGUAGCCUUUCUCGUCAUCUGACAGAUGGGAGAGAAAAAUCUAAAAGCAGCCUUUUCCUUAAAGAAGGGAGGAGGAGAGGCUGCACAAAGCACUGAAUAUGUACACUAUCAAGUUUUGGCACUCAUUUCAGUUAAAUUGCCUCAGAAGCAGCAGACAAUGUAGCAGUGUGCAAAUGGAUUUUUGCUCAUUUUUGUAUCUACUACCUAUGUUUCAGAUGUAGCACAUAAAAAAGAAGCAUAUUAUGCUUUUCAUACCUUUUUUGUUAAAUGUCUUUGCGUAAGUGUGUGAAUUUGACUCGGGAAGUUGCAGUGCAAUUUCCAAAAGAGAAAUAUUAUUUUGUCAUAUUGUAUCAUUAUUCAGGUAAUUGAUGUAAGUUAAAAAUGCAGAUUUCAAAAAGUCAGGGUUAUGUGGAAACAAAAUUUCUCCUUUGCUUUUCUUUUCCUAUGGCUUUAUUUGUCCCAGUGUUAUAAAUCUUUUUUUUUUUUUUUUGAAGGCCCAGAUGCCCACACUAUAAGUUGAGGGUCCAUCUACCUGGGAACAGCCAUGACAGAUAAAGUUUACAUGCAAAUAAUGUCUCUUUAUUUCCCCAAUUUUCUGACUUUUAUUUUAGUUUGUUUUUUUUUGCCAAAGUUUGUGCCUUUUGUUUUGAGGGCUGAUGGGUGGGGAGGGAGGUUAGCUAAACUGCUGAGCAAUAUCCAACCAAAUUUGAACAGUAUUUGCUAAUAAUCCUAAGAAUUAGCUUUUUUUUUUUUUUUUAAAUUAGGUGAGUUGAUAUUUUUAGUGGCUUUUUUAGGUCACAAAUCCCGCCCCUUGUGAUAAAUGGUGAAGUCCAGGUUAGCAUAGAUAAAAUAUGUUAAAAAAAACCACUGGGCUACUUAUGCAAAUAUGUGAAUCAAAGAUUUGUCUUUGCUGUGUGGAAUUCAUGUGGAACAUGGAAUUGCACUAUUGUUAAUUUGUCUUUUUUUUUUCUUUAGGGUAGAACAUGUUGAAGAGUACCUGUGUGCCUUUUUUUUUUUUUUUUUGAAAAACACUGAACCAUUAAACUAAUUUAUUUAUGUUGUGCUUUUUGUUGUGGGUGUAUGUACAGCUUCCCAAAGUGACAUUUUUGUAAAUAUAUAUUUUCAUUAUGUUCUUAAGAUAAAUAAACUGUUGCAAAACUGA
This is a messenger RNA of Labrus mixtus (cuckoo wrasse), 2067 nucleotides long. Its product is annotated as cyclin-dependent kinase inhibitor 1B-like. The transcript is spliced from 3 exons. The record is from RefSeq and is a predicted model, not a curated record. NCBI's taxonomy places the organism in Eukaryota, Metazoa, Chordata, Actinopteri, Labriformes, Labridae. Gene Ontology annotation, cellular component: nucleus; cytoplasm. Bases 303 to 863 code for a protein of 186 amino acids. Gene Ontology annotation, molecular function: protein-folding chaperone binding; cyclin-dependent protein serine/threonine kinase inhibitor activity. Gene Ontology annotation, biological process: regulation of cell cycle; G1/S transition of mitotic cell cycle; negative regulation of cell population proliferation.